AUUUGCACUGCAUCGUAUAUAUCCAACAAAACGGCAGCUAGAGAUGAUGGCAUCCUCCCUCCUCUUUGUUGUCGUCCUCCUCGCAGCGCUGUCAUCGCCGCCGCCGUCAGCCGUCCUGGCGGCGGACGACGACGGCACCACGCACCUGCACUUCUUCAUGCACGACGUGGUGACCGGGAGCAACCCGACGGCGGUGCAGGUGAUCAAGGGCGCGGGGUCGUCGGUCGUCCCGGGGCUGGCGUUCGGCGACACCACGGUGAUCGACGACGCGCUGACGGAGACGUCGUCGCCCACGUCCGCCGCCGUGGGCCGCGCUCAGGGCUUCUACAUGAUGUCGUCGCAGUCGGGCAUCGUGCUCAUGGUGUGCGCCAACCUGCUGCUCACCGCGGGGGACCACAACGGCAGCACGCUCGCGGUGGUGGGCCGGGACGACGUCGCGGCGGACGUGCGGGAGCUCUCCGUCGUCGGCGGCACGGGCCGGUUCAGGAUGGCCACCGGCUACGUGCUGUGGAAGACGUCCAGCAUGAACGGGCCUGACGCUACCGUCGAGCUCGACGUGCACGUGAGGACGGCCACAACCGCCGCCACGGGUAGCGGCACCACUGGUGCCUUCUCGGGCGCCGCUGCCAAGCGGGUCGGAGCAGGGUGGGUCAUUGCGUGCGCCGUCGCCGUCGUUGGGGCGGUGGUUGGAUCCGGCGUCUGGUGGUGAUCGGCUGGCGUGCAGUGCAGUGGUGCACACAGUUUGGUGACAUGUCCAUGACUCCAUGUACUUGCAUUGCUUCUGCUAGUGGUCAUUCUGAAUCAUCAUGGUGGAUGUAGUGUUGGUUUACUUUUCGCUUGUUUUUCAGUUGGAUAUUAUUUGACCUUUUUCUGUCAUGUCGAGAUUCUGGGUCGAACUUUUUCCCUUUUGAAAUGUAAGUUUUUGUUAAACUAAAUAUGAGUACAUCAAAUUGAUAAUUAAACGGA
Molecule: messenger RNA, 966 nt
Organism: Zea mays
Lineage: Eukaryota; Viridiplantae; Streptophyta; Magnoliopsida; Poales; Poaceae
Exons: 1
Coding region: 44-709 (221 amino acids)
Source: RefSeq, marked validated